AUGGGAAAUUGCUAGAGUGAAGAACUCAGUAUUUCUGAAUUGGAAUUGUAUAGUAAAUCAUCAGAAUAUAUGAUGUAGCUCCUUAAUUGUCGCAAUAUAAGUUGCUCUACGUUAUAGGGAAAGGAGGUUUCAGUAGGGUAUGGAAGGUGAAAUGCUAGAGAAAGUAUUUCGCGUUGAAGGAGAUGAUAAAAUCUAAGUAGGGUUCUCAACUAUAUAGAAAUUAGAAUAAUCGAAAAACAAUCUAAUAAGAGUGUGAUGAACGAGAGAAUUCUGCUUUAAAAACUAAAUCAUUCGUAUUAUAUUAAUCGAGAUAGAUUUCUAGUAAAUAUGAGGGGAGCAUUUUAAACAUCCACACAUUUAUACAUAGUUAUGGACUACAUGGAAGGUGGAGACCUUAGAUAUCAUUUGUGUAGGCAGGGCAAAUUCACUGAAGAACAAACAAGUAGCAAUUCUAAUUUGAUAUCUAAAGGGUUUUUUGUGAUCUGUAUAUUGAUGGCUCUCCAAUAUUUGCAUAAAAACCUUAUCCUUCAUAGAGACAUUAAACCUGAGAAUCUGGUAUUUGAUGAUAAGGGUUAUCUUCACAUAACUGAUUUGGGCAUUGCCAGAAUAUGGAAGCCCAACAAUAAGAAUGAGACUAGCGGAACUCCUGGAUACAUGGCUCCGGAAGUAAUGAUGGAAUCUGACCAUGGAGUAGCUUGUGAUUACUUUGCCUUAGGUUGCAUUGUCUACGAAUGUUUGACUGGGAAAGUAAUCCUAUUCAAUUAAAAUAAAGAGACCUUAUUAAGGGAAAACUAGAAGGCAGAUUAGAGAGUUGAUAAUGAGCAAAUAGGUGAAACUACCCAAUCUAGGCUUAUCCAAAGAGGUUACUGAUUUUGUGAGUAGAUUACUUUAGAGGAAGGCUAUUUAAAGAUUAGGCAAUGAAGGUCCAGAUGAAGUGAUGAGUCAUGCAUGGUUAAAAAAUGUCGAUUGGAACAGACAUUAUGAUAAAUUAGUAGAAGCUCCCUAUAAGAUUGUAGGGAAGGAUAAUUUUGAUUCUAAGUUUGUGAAUCAAGUGUUGAGUAUUAGUGAGUACAAGGAGGAACGGGAUCAAAAUAAUUUGUUCUAAGGAUUCACUUACUUGGAAAACAAUGAUGAACAAUAGGCUACAGAUAUUUACACUAGUAAAUAAAAGCUAUUAUUAUCUACUAAAUAUUAUUGA
Paramecium octaurelia is the source of this 1198-nucleotide messenger RNA. Lineage: Eukaryota; Ciliophora; Oligohymenophorea; Peniculida; Parameciidae. The record is from the annotation of a GenBank genome assembly.